Pecten maximus is the source of this 1380-nucleotide messenger RNA. RefSeq lists its product as uncharacterized. Gene Ontology annotation, cellular component: membrane. The transcript is spliced from 3 exons. The record is from RefSeq and is a predicted model, not a curated record. The coding region runs from base 145 to 552 and encodes 135 amino acids. Lineage: Eukaryota; Metazoa; Mollusca; Bivalvia; Pectinida; Pectinidae.
UGUGAUGUCAUUCGGGCACUUACCUUGGCGCAUGCGUAGUUGGGGUUUACCUGGAAGGUAAUCAAGCCGUAGCGGAAGUUUCGAGUAGUGUUGUGACUGUUUUGAAUUCGUGUGAUAUGUAAACUGAUUUGGACCCAAGUCACCAUGACAACAAUACCACCCUCUCAGGCCUAUGCAGGGUCUAGUGCGAAUGACAGUCAGUACUACUACAGUGACAGCUCAGCAUGGACGAAGGACUUCCUCGUCACACGAGACCCAGUGUUUGUAAAUAAAGCUGUUGUGAAUGGCGAGUACAUUGGUCGACAACCACACACCUACAUCUACCUCGCGAUAGCCGUCACAGUUCUCAACCCUCUUCUGGGACCAUUUGCCAUUAUGUUUGCAGUGAUGUCCGGACGGUCCUAUGAUGACGGUGAUAUCAAGACAGCCAUGAAGUGGGCCAAUUAUGCAUUCAUGAUGGGCAUGAUGACAAUAGGAAUUUCAGUGAUUGUAUAUAUAGCUAUAGGAUUUUCUCUUAGUGGUCUGGGAACAAAGGGAGGUCACACACCCUGAACUCUCACCCAUCCAGUGUAUAUAAUGUAUAUAGAUCACCUAUCUACAACACACUAAUUGGACAUUGAUUCAUGACCUCUAACGACCCCAGGACAGGUUCAUUACCUUAUUGCCCCAGAAAUGGUCUGUAAUGGCUAUUUACAUUUAAUAUUCAGUUAAUGUAAAGGUAAGGUGAAGGUAAAUGUGUCAUCAUGAGGUUUUGUAGUGAUUAAUUAUGAAUUUUGAGAUUAGUUUACUAAUUUACCUCUCAGAUUGGUUAACUAAUUUAUUUUUAACAUAUACACCAUGUCAUUCUUAGAAAAUGUUUUUACCCAGACUCUGAUCAAUCAAGACAGAUUUUCACCUGUAACGUUUUGAUUUAAAUGUCGGUUAACCUCUUCACAAUCAAUCUGAAGAAUUGAUUUGUUCAUCUGAAGAUUUAAUCAGGACUUAUUCCACCAUUUAAUAUAUGUACCAACAGAGAAGUAUUGUAGAUAUCCGUGUAUAAUUAGAAAAUUUGGAUUAAGCAAGAAAUAUUAUUAAAUAGCUGUAUGUUGGAAAAAAGUUGUUACAUUAAAUUUCACACUGUACCCAUCUCAUGCUGUCUGUCACUCUAGUGUCACCAUUGGUCAACUCCAUUACUAAAUAAAAUGCAAGAUUUUUUGUAUGAAAGGCUAAUAAUAUUAUAAUCUGAAUCUCAAAUGUUUGUUAUUAAAGGAAAGGUUGACUUAUUGAUUGACAGAUAACAUUGUUAGAGAAUAUUUGUGGUCAUGGCUGAAUGACUUCUGUAUAUUGAUUCUGUAACAAAGACUCCCAACAAGAUCCCAGAGUACAUGUUCAGGGUGGAGA